AUGGCAUUCAGCAUGGGAGCUCUGAACCCGGAACUGGGACCUGAACUUCCAGAUCUCUAUGCGGAGGAGGUCGGUUUCAAAGGUGUUUCCGGCGACAGCGACAUCCAAUUCCUUUCUACACCCUGGCCUGCCGACGCGCUUCCAGCCCCGUCCUCCACUUUACUCGCCGUCGCGGCCACCAAAGGCAUCGCGGUCGGUGCGAGCCCCAAUUCCUUGUCAAUUGCGACCACCGAAUCCAUUAGAGCGGCAAUAUCCUCGAAAGAUGGGAAGGAGAAGGUCAAGACAAAGCCGUUUCAACCGCAGGCAACUAUCUCGCUCCCCGGACGACCUACACAUAUCGCCUUUGCCUCUGAUGACACCGCGCUGGUGCUUGCUACUGAGAAUGGAUCUCAGCUCUCGGUUUUUGAGACAGGCAGCCUACUUCAGCCCAAUGCGCAGCCCGCCAUAUCCAUUCCUACCAACGGCGCCACUUUCCGAACUGUCGCGCCUAACCCAGCACAAGCAGGGGAUUCCCAUUCAUCACUAGUUGCUUUGGUUACAGUUGCUGGCGAGCUCUUGAUUGCAGACCUCAAGGCCGGCAAUCUUGUCGCGGGGCCCAGCGGGAACAUUUUGAAGACUGAUGUCAGCUCUGUUUGCUGGAGUAACAAAGGAAAACAACUUGUAGCUGGUCUGGUGGACGGAACUGGUUAUCAGAUGACGCCGGAAGGCACGCAGAAGGACAUCAUCCCCAGACCUUCCGACCUAACAGAUCCUUGCCACGUAUCUUCCAUCGCGUGGCUUGAGAACGAUAUCUUCUUAAUGGUGUAUACUCCGAAUGUUGCAGAAGAUGAUAUGGGGAUGACACCCUCAUCAUCGUACUAUAUCAUCACCAGACGAAAGCAACAAUCCUUCCUGGCACAAAGGCUGCCUGAAUUGGCUAGUCCUUUUGGUUAUAAACGCGCACCGGCUUACCAGUUCAUCGCUCGGAUCCGAGGCUACAAGCCCCAUCUGACCGACGCUCUAAUUGUGUCUUCUACAGCCUCUGCAGAUGUCGGACUGAUUACUAGGUCCUCUCAAGCGCUAGCAAGUGAUGAUACUGCUAAAUCUAUCGUGGGGCAAUUUGCUACGACCGAAGUGAACGAUGACUCAAAAAAGGCCUCUGUUCCUUUGAAGGACUCGAUCGAUGAAACCUCUGUGAUAGGGUUAGGACUCGACCUUUCCAGUUCGGAAGUCGUCAUAGCCCCGAUAUACGGAGAGGACAUCGCUGAGAGUUCGACCCCGUUGCCCAAUCUCCUCCUUUUGAAUCACGAGGGUAUAUUAUGCUCUUGGUGGUUCAUUUACAACGACUCAAUCCGGCAAAAAAUACCGUACGAUGGUUUAGCUUCUGCCAAAACGCAACUACCGCCUGCACUACAACCACAAGCAACACAACCGCAGCCCGCGGCGCAGUCGGCUUUUGAGCAGUCGUCCUUCGGCAGCCCGGCUGCACUAUCUACUUUUGGCUCCUCGGGCUUCGGGAAGCCAUCUGCGGUACCUUCGUUCGGUAGUCCGUCGGCUCUAGGAAAGCCACAGCAAUCUACAUUUGGACAGUCUUCUUUUGGUGCACCGGCCUUUGGUACGCCCGCUGCAUUGGGCUCAAAUGCGCCGCAAUUCGGUCAAUCCGGCUUUGGGCAACCGUCAACACCUGGAAAGUCUCUUUUCGGGUCAUCUGGUGCACCGACAGGCGGUGGCUUUGGCUCGUUCGCGAAUGCAAACGGCGGGAGUGGUUUUGCCAGUCUCGCUACGUCGAAACCCUCUGAAGGGUCACCGUUUGGCAAAUUGCCUACGGAAAACCCUUUCGGGAAGUCUUCUGGAACCUCCGCAUUUGGUGCCCAGUCGGAAACCACAGCGUUCGGGUCUCAAAAGACGGAGGAGUCCAAGGGAGGUUUCGGCUUAGGGACCACCGGGUUUGCCGUCGGAUCAACUUUCAAGGGAGAUGGCACUGCGGUCAAUGAUGCCCCAAAACCAGACAAGCCUUCUGGAUUGUUCUCAUUCGGCUCAUCUUUCGAUGAGAUGGUUUCCACACCUAACAAAACUAGUCCCCCCACAGAAGCCAUGGAUGACAUUGAGGACUCGAGAGCUCCCACUCAGAACCUUCCGGAGUCAAGGCAACCAGCAACAUCCAUUUUUGGCGCUCCUUCGAAGCAGACCACCGAGUUAUCAAUGUUCGGAUCUCUCGGGUCUCAGUCGCAAACCCAGUCGCCUUUCGGCUCAGCGCAAACGAGCAAGUCUCCAUUCUCAGUGCUGGGCAGUAAUAACACCAAAAACGAAGCACCUAGCCCUUCGUCGGCUCCCUCGGAGAAGACUGCACUUGCUAGUUCACCUUUCACUAAAGCCAAGUCACCAGAACCGGAGCCGCCCCUUCCUCCUGACUCUACAAGCAAGGCCGUGUAUGGACCAGGUGAUACAUCGGCGUCUUCAAAUGUCUCUAAAAGUUCUGUGGAUGAUGCACCUCUACCACCGGACUUUACGACGUCGCGGAAGUCUCCGGAACCCGAAAGUGAGAAACCUCUGCCUCCUGACUUCACCAUAAAGCCGAAGAAAGAGGAACCAGAGGACGAAGGGGCAGCGGAAGAAGCACCGUUGCCUCCCGAUUUUACGAAGCCAAUUAAGCCUUUCGCAAAAGGGCCUCCAUCUGUUCCGGACGAAUCGGACGCAGGCUCAGAACCAGGCCUAGAUGCAGGUUCAGACGCUGAUUCGGACGCAGGUUCAGACGCAGCUGAAUCAGAAAGAGGUCCCCCUGAUGAUGACUCUGAGUUUGAAGACAGCGGUGAAGAUAUUACGCACGAAGUCAAUGCACCAAGCGUUGAAUCAUCACCAGAGAGCUCUUUUGAUGACAAACAGACGGAUGAAAGUCCAGCUGGUGGGAUCUUUGGCAAUAACAAAUCACGUCAGCUCUUUGGGGAAAUAAGCAAGCCUUUGUUUCCCAAGGCAGCCGAACCUCCUAGGUCCCCUAGUCCCGUCCGCCCUCCGCGCAACCGAAAAGGCCUUCCGAACCUUGAAAAUCUCCGGUCUGUCAGUGCUCCUCACAAACCAGGAGAUGCUCUCGCUGCCCGGAAAGCCUCUCUCUCUGAACUAGCCAAGCGCGAAGAGCAACGAAAACCGGGGCGCCGUACUCGGGAACCUCAACCAGCCGAGGCGGAAGAAGAAGCUUUAUCGGAUGAUGAAGACGAGCGACUUCGUGCGGAUCUCAACCGGCCUCUGGAACCCGUACCUACCCUAGAUCCAUUCCUGCCUCACCAGGAUUACACGGGCGAAACCACGAAACCCGGCAUCCCUGGCCAAAUUGAGAGGCUUUACCGCGAUAUCAACUCUAUGGUGGACACUCUGGGGAUCAAUGCACGCUCUCUAUCAUCUUUCCUCCUGUACCAACAAGGCUCAACUGACUCCGAUUGGGUUAGCGUUCUAAAAAGCGAUAGCCCAACCGAUAUUCUAGACGAGAAACUCUUUCUCCGGCAAAUCGAGGACCUGGAUUCCACGGUCAGCACUCUUGCGGGGUUUCUGGAAGAGAACCGAGUACAAGGGGUUGAAGAUAAGCUCGAGGCUUGCCGAGAAUUGCUGAGUAACGACAUUCUCACGCUUCGUAGUCAGUGUGCCAGUAUCAGAAAAACUCUUGAUGCGUACACCGAUGCUGCAGCAAUAGUUUCCGCGCCCCUUUCGGCCGAGCAGGCCAACCUCCAACAAGAUCUACGAACAUCAUCCGCCGAUAUCCAAACGAAAUUGGCAGAUCUGGAGUCUGCGGUAUCUCUACUGCGAGCUAAGAUUGCCGAUGCUCCCCGCGUCGAUGGGUCGCGGUUGACCACUAGACGUCCCACAGUUGAGAAUGUUACAUCAACAAUCGCGAAGAUGAUGAACAUGGUCGAAAGCAAGAGCGGUGAUAUUGAUGUGUUAGAAGUCCAAAUGAAAAAGCUAGGCUUUGAUACAUCGGCUGCUCCCUCAAGCCGAGAGGGAUCUCCCUUCGCGACACCAAGAAAGGGCCUGAGCAAACUUCCAGUUACUCCAGGAUCUCGCGAUGACCCUGUCAGCUUAUACCACACGCCUGACUCCAGCUCCAGGGGCGUCAACUUUCGUUCAAGCAUAAAUGGCUCGGCAAAAGCAAGCAGACUUCGUCUCGUGGAAAUGGUCAGCGAUGUGGGUAACAAGAGGGAGAUCGCGCAAUGGAGGGCAAAAAUGCAGCGCAAGCAGCAUCUUAUGGGAAGCCUCAGGAAAGCUAUUGAGGAGAAGAAAACGAACGUCCGGAGUGUGGAUGAUCUAUAG
Aspergillus mulundensis is the source of this 4275-nucleotide messenger RNA. RefSeq names its product FG-nucleoporin NUP159. Gene Ontology annotation, biological process: protein import into nucleus; RNA export from nucleus. Gene Ontology annotation, molecular function: structural constituent of nuclear pore; protein binding. Gene Ontology annotation, cellular component: nuclear pore. The coding region runs from base 1 to 4275 and encodes 1424 amino acids. The record is from RefSeq and is a predicted model, not a curated record. NCBI's taxonomy places the organism in Eukaryota, Fungi, Ascomycota, Eurotiomycetes, Eurotiales, Aspergillaceae. The transcript is spliced from 3 exons.